Messenger RNA from Gamsiella multidivaricata, 710 nucleotides. RefSeq lists its product as uncharacterized. The transcript is spliced from 2 exons. Bases 123 to 677 code for a protein of 184 amino acids. Gene Ontology annotation, cellular component: mitochondrial large ribosomal subunit; nucleus. The record is from RefSeq and is a predicted model, not a curated record. Gene Ontology annotation, molecular function: structural constituent of ribosome; single-stranded DNA binding; DNA strand exchange activity. NCBI's taxonomy places the organism in Eukaryota, Fungi, Mortierellomycota, Mortierellomycetes, Mortierellales, Mortierellaceae. Gene Ontology annotation, biological process: DNA recombination; positive regulation of mitochondrial DNA replication.
CCUUAUUCCCUUUUGUUUACCAUCUGCAGUCCAGACGGACUGUUCACUCGCAUAUCCCUUCCGGAAAGUAUCCCUGACAACUGCAUUCUACCACUCACCUACACGCUCUUCGCCAUCACACUAUGUCUGUAGCAGCAGUAGCAGGAGCAGCCAAGUCUGCUGCAGCCAAGCCCAACCACGCCGUCUACCUCUUCCGUCACAUCCAGACAUCUCAAGUCCUGAUCUCCCUCAAGAGCUCUGUAGAGAAACAAUCGCUCAAGCAAAUAGCAGAUACGACUCGCCGCCCACCGCAUGUGCGUCCAGACCACUGGCAUCCGCUCAUCGCCAUCCAAGGAUUUUCCCAUCACCAGGAUGCCCUUGCUUUUCAUAACUCCCUCCGGGAUCACCAGCUGAACCUGCACUCCGCCAAGCUGGCGGAUAAGAAGCACAUGCUCCAGCCCCGUCGCUUGCGCGCACCUCAGGAGAUGAACCAGCUCGACGAGACCCUUGUCAAAAUGGUCGAGCUGCUGAAUGAGAACCCCAAGAUCAAGGAAAGCAAGGGCAAUGGCAUUCAGAUCCUGUGGGAAAGAGAAGGUGUCAGGAAACAGCUACUGGAGAAGGAGGGUGUUUCGCUUCUGGAGGGCAUUCAACACGGAGACCUGGUCAUCAAACGUGGUCGGGACAUUGCCAACGCAUAAUGCAUAAUAAAGCUGAACUUGAAUAGAGCGGAU